AUGGCGUCCAAUGAUCAGAAAUUCCCACCACAGAAACAAGAAACUCAGCCUGGAAAAGAGCAUUUAAUGGACCCAACUCCACAGCCUGCUAGCCUGGAAUAUAAACCUGCUAACAAGCUUCUAGGUAAAGUGGCGGUGGUGACCGGAGGUGAUUCGGGCAUUGGGCGAGCCGUGUGCCUUUGCUUUGCGUUAGAGGGUGCAACGGUGGCUUUCACAUAUGUGAAGGGUGAUGAGGACAAAGAUGCAGCGGAUACCCUUGGAAUGUUGAAGGAAGCUAAACAUUCUGAUGCAAAAGACCCGAUGGCGAUACCGGCAGACUUAGGGUAUGAUGAGAAUUGCAAGGGAGUUGUUGAAGUAGUAGUGAAUAACUAUGGAAGAGUUGAUAUUCUUGUUAACAAUGCUGCUGAGCAAUACAAGGCAAGCUCAAUUGAAGAGAUCGACGAAGCGAGGCUCGAGAGGGUGUUCAGAACCAAUAUAUUUUCUUACUUCUUUAUGGUCAGGCAUGCUUUGAAGCAUAUGAAGCAAGGGAGUAGCAUAAUCAACACAACAUCAGUGACUGCAUACAAAGGAAAUGAUAAGUUACUCGACUACACAUCGACAAAAGGGGCGAUUGUGGCGUUCACUAGAGGACUUGCAUUACGACUUGCGAAGAAAGGAAUACGCGUAAACGGAGUGGCGCCUGGUCCUAUUUGGACACCUCUAAUUCCGGCGUCUUUCAGCGAAGAAGAAAAUGCAAACUUUGGGAAAGAAGUGCCAAUGCAGAGGGCAGGACAGCCAAUAGAGGUUGCUCCAUCUUAUGUCUUUCUUGCUUCAAACGUGGACUCUUCUUAUAUCAGUGGACAGAUCCUCCAUCCUAAUGGUGGAACCAUAAUCAAUGGCUAG
Messenger RNA from Fraxinus pennsylvanica, 882 nucleotides. The record is from the annotation of a GenBank genome assembly. NCBI's taxonomy places the organism in Eukaryota, Viridiplantae, Streptophyta, Magnoliopsida, Lamiales, Oleaceae.